AUGCUGCUGCUGGUGCAGGAGAUGGAGUGUUACACUGGUGGCUGCACUGCGCUGUCGCGGGGCACGGAGCAACGUGUUCGGCGGCGGCUCAAGGUCCAAGAGAGGACCGCCGAGACGAUUCGAGCCAUCAAUCGCCUGGCAGGUUUUGACACGCCCGAGGUGGAGUCCGUCGGGGAGCUGACCGGCCCCUCCGCCCUGGUCUACAGCGACGUGCGGGCGCUUCACGCGGCUCAUGCCCCCGAGCCGGUGAAUUCGAUCAGUCCGCAGGAAGCCUUUCAUGAGCUUCUCGGGAGCACGCCCUCGUCGUACAUGGAUGGCGACGAGGAGGUGGCGCAGGUCCGGCAGGUCGAGGGCCUGCCGACGCUGCACGGCGACACAGUUUUGAAGGGGAAUCGCGACGCCUACAUCGGCUUCGUGAAGGAUGGCCUUGCUCGGGGGAUCUUCCGCCUGAGCCGCCGUCGGAAGGAAGCCGUCAAGGUCUUUUUCGUGAAGAAGAAGGACUCUAGCAUUCGGAUCGUUAUCGAUUGCCGACGGAGUAACCAACACUUUCGAGCCGCGCCGAAGGUCCACCUCUUCUCGGGCAGCAGCUUCGGGGAGGUCGAGGUCUCGGCGCACCAGCAGAUGUGGUACGCAGGGGGUGACGUUCAGAACGCCUUCUACCAGCACCAGUUGCCGUGCUGGCUGCAGCCCUACUUCGGCCUCGACUGCGUCCGGGCCUCGGAGCUGGGCGUUGCUGAGCUGGACGGCCAGGCCGUGCGGGGCGACCAGAUCCUGUACCCCCUGAUGAACGUGGUUCCGAUGGGGUGGAAGUGGGCCCUCUUCAUGGUGCAGCGGAUCCACGAGCAUGUUCUCGAUGGAGUUCCCGAGCUGGGGCCGCGGCGCCGAGCGGUCGACUUUCGGCCUCCGCCUCGAGUCGAGGACGGGGCGGUGCACACAGUGUAUGUGGAUAACGUGCUGAUCGAGGGGUUCGACCAAGCGGAGGUGACACGACUCCGUGAGGCUGCAUGCGCCGCGCUGCAGCAGGCGGGCUACGCCACUCACGACGAGUCCGACGCUGCGGCGAGCAUGGAGAUGCUGGGCGUCGAGCAGACCGGCUGUCCAGGACGCGUGCAGGUGUCCGCGAAGCGCUACUGGCGGUUGUGGCAGGCGCUGGAGUGGAUCCGGUCGGGCUAUCCACUGACGGACAAGCGGCAGAAGACCGAGCCAGACGUGGAGAGCCUCCGUCGUGCCAACCAGCCUCCUCCUGGGCAUCCAAUCCUGGGCUUGCUGGAGGCCAAGAGCGCGAGCCUCGACAAGGAGCAGCAGCUGCGGGAGCGUCGUGCCGCACGUCGGCAGGACGUUCACGGGCCGCUCCGGGACACGACGAGGGGACCAGGCAUCACCGAGGAGGCCUCGCUGACGCAGAAGACACGAGAUCAGUAUCAACGACUACUUCACGAUUUUCAGGAGCGGCAGCAGAUGCAGGACCUGAGUGUGCAUCCCGCCAUCCUGGACGCGCAGGUCGUGAUCUACUUCGACAGACUUUUUCUGGAGGGAAAGGCCCCAUCAACGGGGGAGAAGCUCGUCGCGGCCAUCCAGUACGUAGUGCCGAGCUACAACGCCAAGGGCAUGAUGACCUUGCCGCGGGCGACCAGGGCCCUGCGCGGCUGGCGCCGUCUGGUGCCGCGCCGCACUCGGCGGCCCUUGCCCUGGGAGGUAGUGACCGCCAUCGCGAUGGGGCUCCUCCGGGUCAACGGCCUGGGGAUGGCGCUCUGUUGGCUUCUCAUGGUGGACACAUACAUGCGACCGGGCGAGUGCCUCGACCUCCAGACAAGCCAGAUCCUACGAGGGAAUGCACAACAGCACAUGGAACGAGCUGCGAUCCUCCUGCACCCCGCCGAGAAGGGAAUGCCCAGCAAGGUCGGGGCCGUCGACGAGAGUCUGAUCAUCAACCGGACCUGGCUCUCAGAUGCCCUGACCAAGUACGCAGCGAGCCGGCCCCAGCGGGGGCCCCUGUGGGACUUCACGCUCAAGGAGUUGAACGCCGGCUUCCUCACCGCCUGCAUCCCCGCGGGCAUCAGCAGCCUGAAGCCGGUCCUCUACAUGGGCCGGCACUCGGGCGCCAGCCUGGACAGGCUGACCAACAGGCUGGACCUCGCCGAGGUGCAGCGUCGGGGCCGCUGGCGGACGGGAGCGUCGGUGCGACGCUACGAGAAGCGGGCGCUCGUGCAGGAGGUCUACAACGGGCUCGACCAGAGGUCCAAGGCCUACUGCAACAGGAGUGCCAGCGAGCUGGAGGCGGCGAUCGUUCGGGCCUGCGGCCACGUCAAGGGCAUCAGAG
Prorocentrum cordatum is the source of this 2320-nucleotide messenger RNA. Lineage: Eukaryota; Dinophyceae; Prorocentrales; Prorocentraceae. The record is from the annotation of a GenBank genome assembly.